AUGGCCGGCUUAAUUCGUACGCGUGUGGCCAUGGCCACCCGCUCAUUCUCCACGUCGGCAGUCGCCCGCGGUUUCGGAAAGGAGCCCGAUUGGGACCAACGCAACGACGAGGAAUCGGCAAAGUAUAUGUGGGACGAGGCCAGCACGAUCGGAUACAUCCGUCUCGCGGCUAUCGACGAUGUCCGCCAACUCGUCGCUAACAUGUACACGGACGCUGCGGCUCUGAAUGCCCAAGCCAAGACGUUCAAGCCGGCCGCAGGCAAGAUCCGCCUGACCACCGCUAUCGACCUCGCAAACCCCAACCACGAGUAUAACCAGAAGACUGUUCUUCAGGCCCCACUCUCCACUCUGCCUCUCAAGGAUGCUGCUGCCAUUCGCCGUUUCCAGCUCCUCGCCGGGCCGCGGUGGACACCUGGCACUCCGGGAUCCAGCGAGUUGGCCGCGGACGGCGACGGGUGGUUCAAGCUCAGCGAGGCGCGAUACCCCGCCAUCCGGAUGAACCGGAAGAGCGCGAGCGACAUGUUGGAACGGCUGGUGGAGGCUGCAAAUGACCCCAAGUCGCCUAUUCCCGCAGACACGCCGCUGGACGGGCGUCAUCUCCUUGCAAAGCAGAGCAAGUUUGGAGGCGCAAAGCGGUACGCUCGGCGCGAGGCUCUUCAGCGCCGUCCGGACAUUGUUGGCGGCGUCAAGGGGUUCCCGAAGGAGUGGCUGUCAACCGAGGCGCAGGACAAGCUCAAGGCAUGA
This is a messenger RNA of Cutaneotrichosporon cavernicola, 744 nucleotides long. RefSeq lists its product as uncharacterized. Bases 1 to 744 code for a protein of 247 amino acids. The transcript has 3 exons. The record is from RefSeq and is a predicted model, not a curated record. NCBI's taxonomy places the organism in Eukaryota, Fungi, Basidiomycota, Tremellomycetes, Trichosporonales, Trichosporonaceae.